This is a messenger RNA of Aspergillus ibericus CBS 121593, 760 nucleotides long. RefSeq lists its product as uncharacterized. The record is from RefSeq and is a predicted model, not a curated record. The transcript has 2 exons. Bases 137 to 589 code for a protein of 150 amino acids. Lineage: Eukaryota; Fungi; Ascomycota; Eurotiomycetes; Eurotiales; Aspergillaceae.
UUACGGAGUAAGGUACGGAGUACAGGGAUUGGACCCAUGCUUGCGUUUGCCAUUUUGGACUUUUAGAUCACUAUGGUACUCCGUCGGUGGAGAGGGGAAUCCUGGAUGCUUGUGCAGGACGGGAUGAGUGCAGGGCAUGGUUGGGUUCGGGUCGGAAGGUAUUUUACGGUUAUUAGGGAUGGUUGUUCAUGUGGUCAUUCUCAUAUUUAUGGAGUACUACAUUUCGAAUGUUUUGGCUGGGUUGGUAGGUGGUGGUAAGUGGUGGGUGGUGAAGAUUGGGGUGAUGCUAAAUUUGGAGCCGCAAUGUCGUGAUAUCAUCGACUUUGGCGCGGUUUUUGAUAUCCAGCCAGUCUGGCAUCGGAUUUCUGAUGAUGAUGGUGUUAAGGAUCAGGAGGUGAUCUGCUACACUACCUGUUCUAUAUAUACUCGAGCAUGCGCACGCCAUCAAUUCUCCGACCCCUACGGAGCAGUCACCCCCGACUACGCCCUACAGGAAUCUCCCCAGUCCCACACUCUUAUCGGCAGUCUCACAGCUCGGAGAUAUCACGGUGGCCCCAAGAUUGGUCCUAUCCACCCGGGUGACUCCUGACGUGCAUCUCCAGCCGGUUGACAGCGGAGGCUAACUGACCGAAGUAAUUGCGAAGAUCGCCCAUUAUUAGAUUAUGCUAUCUGCUAGUGAUUGUUUCAUUUGUCGAUCUGAUUGCACGGUCCGGUCUUGAUUCCCCUGAUUGGUUCCUCGACACCACGUGUAGGGCAGGCC